Messenger RNA from Microplitis mediator, 1055 nucleotides. RefSeq lists its product as uncharacterized. The record is from RefSeq and is a predicted model, not a curated record. The coding region runs from base 1 to 591 and encodes 196 amino acids. Lineage: Eukaryota; Metazoa; Arthropoda; Insecta; Hymenoptera; Braconidae. The transcript is spliced from 2 exons.
AUGUAUUAUUUAAGUCGUAUUGUUGGGGAUGAUCCAAUUGAAGACUUUGUUGGACCUAAAUUUCUAUCUGUACAAGAGACUCUGUCAGUAUACCUUUUUCACAGAAAAAAUUUAAAAUUACAACGAAGAGAGUGUCUUUUAAUUACCAUUGAUAAAGUUCGAGAAAAGUGGUCACAAGCGGAAAUCUCAACGUGCGGAAAAGAUUAUGCAGUCAAUAAACUUUCUAACCUUUUAGACAAAGUGAAAAAUUUACAAAAAAGUUCUAAGCGUAGACAUUCAAAUACUCAGAAGCAGAAAGUGUCAAUUUUUGGUCACAAAUUGAAAAAUUUAUUCGACAUUGCUCAAUUAAAUGUCGAAAAAUUUAUUAAUGACUAUCAGAAGUUAUUUCUGGCCGGUCAAAGAUCAAAAAGUCGGUUUGGAUUAAUUGACUAUACUUUAAAAUCAGAAGAGAUCCAUGAAGAUAUGAUUGUUGAUUGUGCUGGUGAGGAUGAAAGUAAUUUGUUAUUAGCCGCUCAAAAAUCUGGAAUAGUUCAAUCUGACUCAUCAGCGACGACGUCUAGUCAAACGUCAAACCCAGUAUCUGAUUUUUAAAUUCCGAUGAGGCAACCAAAGAAAAUAAACAUAAUGACACCCGAACUUAAUGGAGCACUCGAUCGAGGAAAAGUUAGUAAUAGAAACGCUCUUUUCACAUUAGCUGCUGCAUAUAAGAGUUUGGGAAUUGAUAUUUCAACCCCCAAUCUUAGUUACAGUACACUUCAUCGUGAGCGUAUUAAAUUUAAAACAAACAUCGCAGUAGAUUUGAAAAAGGAAUUCCGUUCAGAAGACCGUUUUGUUGUGCAUUGGGACGGUUGAGUUCUAUGCGAUAUUUCUGAAAAUAAAUCUGUUGAUCGUAUUGCGAUUCUUCUAUCCGUUGCUGGAGUUGAUCAGCUUCUUGCAGUUCUAAAAGUUGACAGUGGGGCAGCACAUCAACAGGCUUCUGCUGUUAUUUCUACUUUGAACCGAUGGAACGUAGUUCCGUACGUGAAAGCGAUGUGUUUUGACACGCCACCGGUCAA